Molecule: messenger RNA, 17740 nt
Organism: Cinara cedri
Lineage: Eukaryota; Metazoa; Arthropoda; Insecta; Hemiptera; Aphididae
Source: the annotation of a GenBank genome assembly
AUGGAAAGAUAUGACGCCGACCAGCCCUUUGAUGACAUCACAGUCGUAUCCUAAAUACUUUUCUAAUUUCCAUAUAAAUCUGAAAUCAAUUAAACACUAUUAUUAAUGGAAGGUCGUGUGUCGGUUCCGACUAGAAGGUUUAAGACACUCUCAAGAAAUCCAUUCUGUCCAAAACUCUGUAGAAAACAAGUACGCUUCACCGACAUUUUUCGUAAAUCUCUUUCGAGUAGUUAGCUUCGACGUUUAGCAACUUACCACUAGUAUUAAAUUUGCUUAUACAUUUAUUUUAAUAUACAUUGACUACAAUGGCUAAUUGUCGCCAUUAUUGUAACUACGAUUGUUUGCUAAUCGAUCUGUUAACAUGCAAAACUUUAAAGAAGACAAUUUAAACAGACUUUGAAAGAAAAUCCGAGCAAACGAAUUCUGUACUGCACAACAUGAAAUAGUAUAUGCUUGAUAAUAAUAAAAAAAAAAAAAAAAAAACCACUAGGUGUGCCCCCGGAAAAAAAUCUGGACACGGUGUUGUUUCGUAUGUACUACGCCGAUACCGAUCGAAAAUGUAAAAUAAAAUUAAGCAGAUUAUUAUUUAUUGCGUACUACGAGUAUAGGUACGCAGAGAUAAAAUUGGUUUUUAAUUCAACGUCGGCGACGAGGCCUAGCAGAAAUAAAUACCGCGGUCACGGGGUCGAACGCGUUGACACGUAUGUUAAGUACACAGUUGCGGCAAGUAAAAAACGAUUGCAAUAAAUAAUUAUACAAUCUCGAAAUACUUGAAAGCAUAGCUGUAAAUAAUCACCCUUGCUACACUGAGGUACCGACUGCAGAACAAACACAAAUUAAACGAGUCACGAAAGCACAAUCCGCGAUCGUGCCAAGUUCCCGGCCUCUAAACGUAUUUUAAACAAUAAACAAUAAUUUCAUACCCAAUUUUUUCCGACGAGUUCGAUAACCUAGAAUUAUACUGAUAUAUAAUAUUAAUACUCGCAUUUAAAUUGAUUACUGUGGUAAUCCUAUCGAUAUUAAAAAGGCGGACAUACUUCGCGCGUGGGUGGGCCACUGUUUUAGGUGAGAAGUUGGGAAGGUAGGGGAGGAAUUUAGUGUAUAUCUGUACGCAACGAUAAAACAUUGCUAACGGAAAACGAUUCUGAGCCGAGUUCGCUUGAUAGUAAUGUUUUGUCAACAAUAUAUUUGUCAUAAUAUGGUACACUAAUUACAUAUGCAUUAUAUAUUUUCUCUAAUAAUAUUUGUUUAAUAUUGUACCUAUUUUCCUUUUUAUCCCAUUUAUUAUGAAAACAGCAAGAAAAUUCAAAAGUGACCUCCUAAAGUACCGCUUCAGUCAGAUUUUCUUUCAGAAAAACUGCUAUCAUUGUAAAUCGAAACAAAAUUGCUGAUAGGAAAGUUGUUCACAGAUAAAAAAAAAAAAAAUAAACAUCAUUGUAAAACUAAUACAUUCCCAGCUUUGCUCAGAAUCUAAAAUGUAAAAGUUUGUUAGCCCUUCACACCAAGACUACAGAACGGAUUAAUAAUACCACAAUAAUUGUUUACCACAGGUUACAGCCAUCUGAUUCCGAGAUCCGUUCGUUUUUUAACUUAACCGAGCUUUGGCUGGUAAUAUGAAUGCAAUUUUUACAAAUAUACAUAACAAUAUUUGUUUUUGAUCUAGAACACACCCAGAUUGUCAGAUAAAAAACAAUAACUGGUUAAACACUACUGAAUAAAAAAUGAAAAAAAAUCAUUAAUACCACCGAAAUCCGAAUAGCCAAUAGAUUUAAUUCACGUAUCGCGUUAAAUAGAUAGAAUAAUCCAAUAUAAUCCCUUUGUCAAAUUCGACGGGAAUUUUGAUUCUAAACGUUUGUUCCACAACGCACGUAAUAUUUAUCGAGUGAUUCAUUAUUGUUUGGUGGAGCAGAGUUUCUAUAAUUGCUACCACCCUGUAAACAAAAGCAAACGUAUUUUAAUCGAUCGUACAAAAAUGUAAAAGAAAAUAACACGUUAUUGGUCAGGUUUUGGUAAGAUAAUUACCACUAAAAAGUAACAUAAUUAAAAAUGAAAAAAAAAAAAAAUAUUUAUAUUUUAUGUUAGAAGGUUAUUUUGACUGACCUUCUAUAGAAUAAGUAUUUAUAAAUAAUUAGAAGCAUUCAUGUAUACAACUUGGCACUUUUAAAAUAAUUAUCAUCAAUAAACAAAAUAAAAAUACUUUUCCAUUUAACAUUUAACGAAUGGAAAACUAAUCAAGGCCGAAAGAGUUCAGCCCCGGAGCCGAACUUGAAAAUGGUCCGUCUUUAUGUUAAUUAUAUAUCAACUUCUAUAGAUAACAACAAAUUUUAACGACUAUUCAACAAUCCGGAAAUCAACAAAAAUUUUACUAACAUUUUCCAGUUUUUUUCCAUUAGAAUCAUCAAAUGGCCUCCCCAACACAAUAAAUAAAUCAAGAAUUUUAAAAUGCUACAAGAAAGUUUCUAUAAAGUUUUUAAUUGAAACAAGAUUUAUGUUGGAAAAGUUUUUUACAGAAUCACCAAAAAAAAAAAAAAAAUGUAUACUCAGUAGCGCCCAAACUAUAUUUUUAUGAUUGAGCAGAAUUGUAAAUUAAAAACCGUCUCGACAACUUUUGUACCUAAAUUGCGCUGCCUAAAAACUAAAAAGCGUAGCAUUUGAAUUUUUAUACCGUUCUACCCGACUAUCCCAAAUCCCGAUUAUCGGAAACACCCAUCGAAACGUAUAGUAUGGUCACCACUGCAGUGCACCGAUAGGCUAUAAUUGAUUUUUUCGUAUGCAUAUUUUAACACACGGCGGUAGUUGGUUUUGGUACGAGAUUACGGUACCUCUUGUGUACCAAUAACCGAUACGUAAUUUACAAAAACGUGAACAAUAACGAAAAAUAAAUCGAAUACUGUUAUUAAUAAUCUGCCGAAUAAAAUAUAAUACUAUAUUGCGUUUUGGGAGAGAACACAAACCGAAGAGAAUAAUACGUAGGCAGGUACACACCGCAGUGCAGUAGACGGGUUUACUUUAAAUAUUUUUUACUUUCCCCGUUUUCAAUUCGAACAUCGAAUAGCAAUAAUAAUUGCUCGUGGACUUUAUAUAAUAACGUCGCAUUAUAAUAUUAUUUUCGGGCGUCCGACUAUUACGUGAAUUUAAACAAUGUGUUUGUAUUAUUAUUGUUAUUGUUAUUAUCAUUAUUAUACACUUGUAGCGGUAUAAUAAUAAUAACAUACUAUUUUGUUCUAUGCCCGGUCGAAAAUCGAAAUAUCCGAUCGAUAUUUUGAAAUAUCAUUUAAGAGGAUUCUUUAUACUACCUAACGUUUAUUUUCUCCGUCCGUCUCGCGGGUAAUACGUAGCAACAAAGGCAUUCAUUAUCCCGACGAUCGCGAUUCUCGGGUAGAGAUCGGUGCGAAUAGGGACCGAAGAUGUUACAAAGAAAAAUAUUUGUACUGCGAUUCGACCGAACGUUUUUUUUUUUUUUUUUUUAUAGUCGAGUAGUUGAAAAGGUAGUAGAGUGGAAAUUCAAUUUACAUCUGUAAGCAACGAGAAACUAUGAUUUUGAGCGGAAUUCGGUUGUCAGUGUUCCCUUGUCGACAAUGUAUAAGUCAUUCUAUAUUAAAAAACAAUUACAUAUGCAUUAUAUUAUAUUUUCUUUCGUAAUAAUUGUUUGAUAUUGUGCGCGUUCUCCCGUUUAUUGGGAAAAUUCCUGGGAAAGUAAAAAAAGUAACCGCCUUAAAGUACCUCCCUAGUCCGAUUUCCAUUCGGAAAAAAAGUGCUAUCGUUGUAAAUCGGAGCGUAAUUGCUGGUAGAAUAGUUGUCCAUAGAAAUAAAAAAAUAAAUAAACAUAUUUGUAAAACCAAUACAUUCCUCGUUCCAUUCGGAAUCUAAAACGUAUUCGGCGGGGCACAAUACAAAUAGUCUUCUUGCAAUCGUUGAAGCGCAGAACGCUUCUGUUUCUGUAUUAUUGCGUGCGAGGCGGACUAGAGAGAAUGACGGAAAGCCGUUGGAAAUCCCGACGCCGUAAUAAUCGGUCGAUUUCGCGCCUUAAAUAGUACGCGUUCACAUCGGGUGCGACCGUCACACGCACACGCACUACGCGAAAACGCGGAAUUAGACUUUGUCGUUUUGAUCCCGACGGGAUUCAGACCUCACGGCUUGCCGGGGUCUUGUCCGUCGACGCUUCGACCACGUCGGACCCGGAGCGGACACACGUCGGCGCGUUGGCCCGUUUAAAAUGUAUUUUCAAAGUUUUCGAUCCGUGCGAUUUUCAUUUAGAAAAAAUAUAAAUUUAAUUUGUACGAAUAAAUAUUUAAAACGUUACGCAACGAAUUACGUAUAUCGUUACCGACAUUAUUUUGAUUUUUUUUUUUCCCCAUAUCGACUGUUAUCGCUGGUUCACGUAACGUGUUAGUCGAUUAAAAAAAAAAACCGGCCCUCAGAAAGAAACCAGAUUGUUCUCGAAAUUAUACUCGAUAUGAUAUUGAAAACAUUUUUAAAUGGUUUAAACACGUUUUUGGUGUAAACUCGCGAUUUUUUAUUCGAAUCCUUUUCCUCGGAUGCCGUCGAUUUUCGUCGAAUUUUCCACGAAAAUAGAGAGAUUGUCGCUCUGUAUUGUGUCUCAGAUUUAAGUUUCGUCGAUACGGUUUCGUGUACGCACGGCUUUGAUUUCAAGUGUGAGCGUUUUAAGAGUUUCGACUUUUUUUUUUAUGCUCAAAUUUUACCGUUUUUUCGCAAGUUGUAUAAUAGAGUAGUGUAUUUUUGUUUGUUAUUUUAGUAAUCGAUUAUUUGUUGUUUUACAAUGCAUAUUUCUAUAAUGAAAAAUAGAUGGGUGAGGGUAAUAUUCAACUCAAGUGACGGAGUUAUGUUGCACACUUGCGGUUUUUUAACACGCAUAAAAAAAAAAACCCACUAAUUUAGAUAAUCCUUGAAUCGAUCCGAGUACAUAAAUACGGUCAAAUAAACGAAACAACCGGGUGACAGAUUUUGCGAAUUUCACGUUAAAUAAACAAAACGAAUAAAGAAAAUGAAUAUUAAACUCGAAAUUAAAAAUUAUAAAUCGAAAACAAGACACAGUUCUUUUGGACUACGCCGUUGUCAACUGCGAAAACUGAAAAUUCGCGGUAGAUGCGUACUCAGUUGGGUUUUCGGUCUUUCGAAUCCGUUAUUAUUUUGCCCCUUCGAACUACCCAACGCGGUUAAGCAUAAUCAUUCGAGGGUUGUUCCGAUCGAAUUUGCGGACGGACGAGGUCUUAGGACCAACGGAGGCCGGGGGACUCGAGAAAUUUAUGUGCGCGCAUAACAAUUAUUGACAAUGUCGGGUGGGCAUAACCGAAUUAGAUAAAAUCCAGAACGCGCUCGUCGGUUUUCGGUGUGCAGUCUGAUUAAGACGCCGUAUAGUUUGAACAAACGAUACGGAUAAUGAUAAUGGAUUUGAAAGUUCGGCGUUCGAGUGAAUUCGAAAAAUGAUAUAGACGAACGGGGCGCGUUUCAUUCGAUCCGACCGAUCGUUUUAGAUUCUAAGUGAAGCGAAGAAGCUUAUGGUUUUACAAUGAUGUUGAUUAUUUUCCUUUUUGUAUCUAUGAGCGACUUUUCUACCAGCAAUUUCGCUUCGAUUUACAAUGAUAGAACUUUUUCUGAAAGGAAAUCUGACUAGAGCGGUACUUUGAGGAGGUCAUUUUUUGAUUUUCUCUGGAGUUCUCCCAAUAUAUGUGAAAAACCCGGAAAAUCGAGAGAACGGGAAAAUAGGUAAAAUAUCAAACAAAUAUUAUUUUUUCGUUUUUUCGUUAGCAAUGGCCAAUCGUUGCCUAAAGAUGUACAUUAAAUUUCCCGUCUGUAUUCUAUCUUUCCAACUUUCCAACUACAAUAGUGACUGGAUCCGUCCUCGUUAUCCUAGGAUAGCUUUUUCACGUCGUGUUUGUUGCCUUAUUGUCUUUGUUUCGUCGCACACGUCUCACGCCGAACUCGUCGACGUGCAAGACUGUAUCGAAACGGUCGUUUUGUUCCGUUCCGUUUUCAAUUCCAAAUCAAUAGUAAUCGGUGUGCCUACACGUAAUUAAUUUACACACGCGUUUUUGUGUUGUUUUUUUUUUGUUUUCAGUAUCAGAUUCGCCGUCAGAAAGUCCGUAAACCGCGCAUCGUACGAGAACGGGCGUGGACGCGCCACGGCGAAACUCUACCUCGGCCGGCGGAUGACUUUGACGACCGCGGCGUAGUGCGCCCCGACGAAAAACCGGGAAAGCUCUCGGGAACGGUACCCGUGACACACCUGUACGACCGCGCACGCGAUGACCGCGGUCUCAUCGGCAUCGCGGUAACAACGGUACCGGGAACGCGGUAACGACGGCGGCGGCGGCCCAACCUAACUGUAUGUACCGCGUAUCGUCAUUACCGCGCGCGCUUGAAAAGGCGGUCGCGCCGUGCGAUGUUACGCGUGCCGACGGCCGGCGGCCAAUCAUGACGGUCGUGACCCAUGACGGGCGCCGCGGCACACGCACCGCGACGACCACGACCGCGGCGGCGGCGGCGACUGCGGCUCGGCGGGUUACCACUCGGCCCACGCCCGCGGCAGUCUGCAAGAUGCGCUCCUGUUCUACGGUAACGGCGAUCGCCUCCGGCUCGACAAUGACGACGACGACGACGACGACGAUCAUGACGACGGCGUUGACUACGACUAUCGCUGCGGCGGUCCUGCUGCUCUUGCUGGCGUCUUUUCCGCGGCAGGCGGUCGCGGCCGGACAGCUCCAGGGCCAGUACAACCCGCCGUACCCGGACAUAUGUCCCAGGUGAGCCGGCGUUAUUUUCGGGGUUUCCGGAAACGCUCGUUGCGUGCGACGGGGUUUCCCGUCCGUUUUUACCGAAUCGUUUCGCUAACCGUCGUAGUGGAUUACGGAGGGCCGGUACAGAUCGCGUAGUGUACCAAACUUCAGUCAACUCGUCGUAUAUUUUCACACAAGACAGAUAAAUAAAAUUGAUAAGAUAAAUUUCAUUUUUUUCGCCGUUACGGUUUUCCCCCCGCCCCCCGGUGAACUCCCCAAUACCUUCUCGCGGACCCCCAGGGUGGACUCCCGGUUGAAAAACGCCGGCACAAACGAGAAAUCGAACGCGGGUCGCGCGUAGAGUACGAGUUUUCGAAACGAUAACCGUGAGCGAUAAAUUACAGCGGGUUUCGGGCGCACAUUUACGUUUCACGACUGCCGGCCGGUAAUUCGUAAUCCCGACGAAACGUAUCGACACGGUUUUUUUCCCGAACGAUAACGAACGAAAUCCGAGAAACAGAUUUCGUAUUAUUUGGGGGCUUAGAGUUUUUCUGUUCCGAGUACAUGAAUCUCGCACGGCGUUCUCGUUCAUCAAAACAUUACAGCGUGCACGUCCCGUUUGGCCGCGUGCGAGUGGAACGGCGACGGGUUUAACAGAAUUCGUGUUUUGCUUUCGACGAGAUUCGGCGAACUGGUAAAUUUGUUCGUAGAUUCCGAGCGGACACACCGAGUUGUGUAUUGGUCAUACAAAGACGUUUAAAUUUUUUCUUUCAACAACAAUUUCCCUCCGCCUUUCAAGACACAGUACCUUGUCCGGAAGGGACUUUUAUCUGGAUGGUACUUUAAAGGGGUCAUUUUUGGACGUUUCAAGCGAUUUUUUUUUUUUUUUUUUUGUAAUUAUUAGGAAAAACGGGAAAAUUUACGAAAUGUGCAAAUAACAAUUUACAAGUUUGUUUUAUGUUUGGAUUCACUAAAAAACAUUCGUAGAGAUUUGGAAUUUGGACAAAAAACUUUUUAGAGGCGGUAAAAUUUUCAAAUUAUUUGAGCCAUUUUUUAGCUAUUUAUAAACUUACAUUUUGCGAGUUUUUUUGUGUAAUUUUUAUUUGGUAGAUACUCUGUGGAUAAAACUGUUAGACCAAACAGAAAUGCUUGAAAAUUUAUAGGAGUUGCACUUUGUGGUAAAAAAAAAAAAAAUUGAAUGCAAUGUAGGAUUAUUUUUUUUUAAGAAUUUGUAUACCAAAAUAUUUCGAUAAAAAUAUAAUACGGCCUUUAAAAUCACGUAUAACCGAACUCCGUUCAGAAUCACUGUUCGUUAGCAAAGAUUAAUCGGUGCGUACAGACACACAUUAAAUUCCCCUCUGUAUCCUACAUUCCCGACUUCUCGCCUACAACAGUAGCCCACCCAUCGUGCGAAAUACGUCCGUCUUAGUUUCGAUAUAACGAAUGCCCGAGGUUUAUACGAAAACGAAAUGAUAUGCUCGAGUUAUGGAUUAUUUUUGUUUUUGUGAAAAAAAAAACGCGCUAUUUAUUACGAAUUUUUCACCGUUAAAAAGUUACACCGUUUCUUGGGUUUUUGACUGAAAAAAAGUUUUUUUUCACAUCGCGUUUAUGACGUGCUGACCGUUUUCUAAAACGUAUUUCCAAUUUUGUGGGAUUUAACUCGGUCGGCGAUAAUUCAUCGACGUAUCGAAAAACGAAUCAAUCGUUCCGCGACGUUCGCAAAUACCAUUUUGUAAAUUGUUAACCGUGUUAUUGCCUACGGCUCUUAAAACUAGGGUAAUGCAGGACCGCGUUUCGCACAGUAUAAGACUGCGUGUGUCUGCCUGCUUGUUUAAGUGUCUGUUAAUCGCCGGUCCCCGACAAUUUUUGAUUGUAUUUUAAUUGUUUCCGUACAGUAAUUAGCAAUGUUUACAAUCCGUUUUUAGGUUAUCGAACAUGAAUAAUGCAUUUCUAACGUCCGAACCGGUGAAAAUAUUCGCUAAAUUACGGUUUAAUGUAAUACCAAACAAUUAUUCGUAAUGCACAUUUAAUAAUAUUGAAUGAUAAUGCGCGCGCUACCGGCGGGACCGUCGUCGUCGAUGCCCCGAAUAACUUAACUGGAAAACCGUUCGGAGUCCAUGUUUUUCGACACGAGCGAACGCCAAUGUUGAAAGUGCGCAUACAAAUGGUAUACGCGGACUAAUAAACUGUACAUAAACUAGACGAAAUAAUAUUGGAAAAAAAAAAAAAAACAAAUUCCAACAAUAUUGACUAGAGUCCAUCUUUCCCGAGAACAAAAAUUACAAAAAAUGGACGUUGUAAAUUAUUGUUAUUGUAAAAUCACGGAUAAUAUUUUAAAAAAUUACGAUUUUAUCGAACCCCAGGUAGGCGCAAAUCACGGUAUUAUUUUUUUUUUUUUUAAUUAUUACACGGACCGUUAAAUUAUGUAUAAUUAUAAAUAUCGGAAAGUAGGUACAUAAUGAUAAAAAAUAUCGAUUUACAAAAUUAUUUAUUUAUGCGCGGGAUCCGUCGUUCUAAUAUACUGCGGGUAAAUAAAAUAAAUUUCAAAAACUUUGAUACAAUAUUUUAUAGUUUUCUUGAAAAAAUUUUACUAUAAUAUUUAUGAUUUGAUAUCAAAAAAAUAAAUAAAUAAAUAAUAUUCUUUACCGACAUACUCGUGGGUCUCUUUAUAUUAUUUUAUAUUGUGUUUUAGAUUCCGAGGCGAUAAAGUUAUUAGUUUUACUGGAAUAGGUUUUUUUCUUUUGAAAUACUUUUUUAGUUCAAAUGCUCCAAUUUUUCAUACCGUUUUAAUACCUUCGAAAAUGCGAAAUUUUCCGCUGGACGGCGAUUAAUUGAAAAACGGAAUUCCUAAUACUUUUUCAAAAUAGUUGAGUUUUACGUUUUUUAGUAAUCAAAUCGGAAUUUAUUCCAUGUCUGUAAUAUAUAUAUACAUAUAUGAAUGAAUCGUUGCUAACCAAAAACGGUUCUGAGCGCGAAUUUCGGAUAAACGCGUGUUGCGAUGAAAUUUAAUUAAAAAUUAUAUAAAUUCGUAACUAUGAAAUAAAUAUUUAAAAAUAACGAUCGUGUUUUUUUCGUCUCAGAUUCCCGACCUUUUUACGGAACAAUAUAUCUACAAAAAUCCGAAUAGAAACUAAAAAACCUGGAAUAUUUAAAAGAUAUAAAAAACUUAAAACAACCCUCAAAAUGAUUUGAACAUUUCACCACGACAUGAAAAAAUAAGGGCCAAACGGUUAUUUUUAACUGAAUUACAACAAGACAAAAUUGAAAAUAAAAAAAAACCUGUUAGUUCGAAAAUAUUCUCGUUUUACUGACGUUUUCUCCAGGCUUUUUCCAACUUAUUAAAUAAGAGUAAACCUUUACUCGUGACACCUACUUACAGGUCGAAUUUAGGAACAAGAUAAAACGGGGGGGCUCAAAUAAAAUUUACCUACCCGUAUGUGUUAAAAAUACUUUUUCUAUAUAAGUUAUUGUUUAGUAAAAGUCAUAUUUUUAAGAAAAAUAAAAAAUAUAAGGAAAAUCGAAAAACAAUCUUCUCAAUGCACCAGUUAAACAAAAUUCGCUACUAGAAACAAUCCCUGAAGUUUACCGGAGUCAUAUUUUUUAUAUGCAAAUUGUUAACAGAUAGGAAAAAAAAUUGAUGAAAACCACAAAUUAUUAGCCAAACGUUUAUCGGUACGCUCGGAAUUUGAAAUAAAAUUUUAGCACGGUUCGGAUAUUUAUUACAUAUUGUCCAUGUCAUAAGAAUAAUAGUAAAGUAUAGAAAUUGCAAAGAAGAAUAUGUGCACACAAUUUAAUUGACUAUGUACUAUCUUUUUAAUUUCUUAGGUAAUUGGCCGCUAGGACCAUCCCAACAUACAACAAUACUUUCAGUUUUCCUUAUCCGCUGUCUGUGGCUCCUCCUUUGUCUUUCCUUACUGCAUCCUCUCGUCACAUACCUGGCCUACCAAGCGGUAUUUUCCCAAUAGGAUUUUCUUCAAACACGAAUCGACUCGUCCGUAUACUCUAAUCCGAAGCUUAUUAUACGAGUCCCGAACGAAUAAUUUAUUUUUUACAAAGAAGGGUAAUUAGCCCUCCGCUUAAUCCCCGACCUGCAGGCUAAAACUGCACUAACCAAUCAAGGCCAGGGGUGGGGCUAUUCAAUGUAUACUAUAAAUACAAUAAUUUACGUGUCGUUUCAGUAAUAUUUAUUGUCAUGGCGAACUUUUGGACGACGUGCAAAUGCAACAGUUGUACCCCGAUUCAAAAACGUUCGUCGACAAGAAAUUACGUCGGAGCGAACCGGAAAUCAUAAAUGCAUACAGAGAACUGAAACUCCGGAAUAACGGUAGAGUUCCGAACAAGGCCGUGCUUACUAAGUUCGUCGAAGAUAAUUUUAGCGACGACCCGUUGCUCGAAUGGGUACCACCCGAUUUCAGAGAUAAUCCCACGAUCGGGGCUUACGUGAAGGACCCGAAUUACAAGUAAUGACGAUUAUUGUGAUAUUUUUAUAUUAAAUACCGCGAUGAUCGAAAAAAAAAAAAAAAUGCAAAAUGUUAUUUUAAUUUUCUUAAUAAUAUUAUAGAAUUUGGAUUUUGCAACUGAAUCAAAUUUGGAAAGGAUUGGCCCGGAAGGUUGACGAGGACGUUAAAAUAAAUCCCGACCGUCAUUCCUCCAUUUACUUGCCAAACGGAUUUUUCAUAGCCGGCGGAAGGUUCACGGAGCUUUACUAUUGGGAUUCGUAUUGGAUCAUAAGAGGUGUGGAACAUUAAUUUUUCCCCAAGAUGAGGGACAACAUAGUUAACGCGUAGAUAAUUAACAAUUUUUUCACAGGGGCGAUACUGUGUGACAUGAAAGAUUCCGCCAGAGGAAUCAUACAAAAUUUCCUAUAUUUGGUGCACCGUUUCGGCUACGUGCCCAACGGAAGCAGAAUUUAUUAUCUAAUGCGAUCGCAGCCACCACUUUUGAUCCAAAUGGCCGCGUCGUAUUACACGUAUACGGACGACUUGGAAUUUAUCAGGAAAAAUAUACAAGUAAAUAAUAUUAUCAUUUAAAACAAUCUUCUUUUUUUCUUAGGCAGUUCGAUUUCGAACACCGUGUCAUUUAAGCAAAUUUAUACAUGUUUAUAAUAUUUGUCCAAAAUUCUCGGCCGUCUAUGUUACGCAUGGUUUCUCGCACUGACUUGAUUGCUGUUAGAGCUUUGAUUUUGUCAAUAAAUUGACUAAUAGAACAUCCUCUAUUUCUGUUGCCUUGUAUUUUUCUUGAAUAGUUCUUUUUCUAGAUCGCCUCUUUUUAUAACAAAACUCAAAAAUUUAAGUAUUUGACGCUUUAUUGGUGUGGGAGGAGGGAGAUUUAUUUUCUCGGAUAUUCAAUCCGUUCAAAUAUUUGUGAAUUUGUUCUAUAAGCCGUCUAAAGAAUUAGCCGCAUUUAUCUGUACGAAGACAAAAUUGUUUUAGAACAAGAUCAUUUAACGGUCAAUAAUUCUGAGCCAUAUUGAAAAAUACCAACGGUUUCAACAAAUAAAUCUUUGUUUAUUUCUGUAUGAUAACAUUCUUCCAUGUCCUAGACAGUGUAUUUAGUUAUUUCUGUCCUGACUAUUCUAAGUUUUCGUUUUAUUUCCUCCUCAGAACCACCUUUGUUUGAAAUGAACGUGCCUAAGUAAAUAACACUAUCUUCAAUUUCUGUAUCUGGAAUUAGUUUGAAGUUGACGGGUAUUGUUUCAGCUCGAGCGCCAUUAUUGAUUACGUUGUUCUAUUUAGUUUGAGGGCAGCAUUCGCACUAAAUCUCUAAAGUCUUUCAAGAAAAUUAGUCAUUUUAUAAAAUACGGACGUAUUAUAGUUAGUAAAGACUAGAUAGAUUAGGUAAAAACAACACCAAAAAAAAAAAAAAAAAUAGUAAGAUUGUAUUUUAUUAAACGCAGAAAUAAUGACGAAUGAUUAGUUAAAUUAUGAUUGAAUGAAUAAUACAAAUUAUAUUAGACAAGCUGAAAUUAUCGAAAAUAUUAAUAAAUUUACUUGACUAUAAGUGCUAUUCUUAGGUUUUUUUUUUCCACUCAUUAAGUGCAAUUUUUAAAUUUUUCGCAAUAUUAAUAAGACAGAUUCGGGAUCCGAAAUGGGAAAGUAUUUUUUUUUAUAGUCUUCCUUCAGCAGCUACUCUAAUUUUUGACCAUAUACGUGAGAAUAAUAGGUUUGAUUAACUAAAAUUAACUCUAAAAAAACAUUUAUCAUUUUGUUAGUAUCUGGAAGAAGAAUUCCAGUUUUGGAUGAACAACCGAACGGUACAAGUGGAAAAAGCCGGUAAUAUUUACGUUAUGGGACAAUAUAACACACACACCCGAGAGCCACGUCCCGAAUCGUAUUAGUAAGUACGAAUUUAAUUUUUUUUUCCAGGCAAUUCGUUCAUAUUGUCAUUAAAUUUGUUUGUUUUAUAGCCAAGAUAAAACAUUAGCCAUACCGUUUCCCAGCGAAACAGACAAAAACGAGUUGUACUCAAGAUUGAAAACAGCCGCCGAAACCGGAUGGGACUUUUCAACAAAACAUUACAACAACGAUUUUGGCCAAAACACGGGUAACGAUAAUAUAUUGUCUAUACGUAUACUAGCUGAACAUUCAACAGAAAUUAUUUAACAAAAAUAUUUAUAACAUUUAAUACGUUAUUAAAUCGAUCAUUAAUAUUGUGUCGUACGCGAAUGUAAACUUAGUUUUGUUUAGUUGACCUAAUUUAAUGUUUUCCGAGUACAUAAUAGUUCAAUUCAUGUAACGGACACGUCAAAAGCGAAACUUUAAUUAUGCAAUUUUCGCUGUUUUUUUUGGAUUCUGAGUGUGGCGAAACAUGUAUUGGCUUUACUAAGAUGCUUGUUACUAUUUUUUUUUUUUUAAUUUUAAUUUUUUUUUAUCCUGUGUACGAAAAUUCUACCAGAAACUUUGCUCGAAUAUAUACGUGCGCACCAUUUCUGAAAAAGAAUGUUGUCCAGGCGUUACUUUUUAAAGUCAUUUUUUGAUUUUCCAAACGGUUUUCAUAAUAUCUGAGAAAAACCGAGAUAAAACGUAAGAAAAACAGGAAAUGUACGAAAAUAAUGUUUUUAUUAUUUUUCAAUUUUGUUAUUUGUUUUAAUUCAGUUAAAACAUUCGUAGAAACUUGAAACUUGAACAAAAAACUUAUAUUUAACUAUUCUAGAGGCGGUAAAAUUUUCAAAAAAGUUAAGCCAUUUUUGAGCUAUGAAUAGAUAUUUUAGUUUUGUGAGAUUGUACGCAAAUUUUAUUCGGUACUCUGUGGUAAAAUUGUUAGACAUAAACAGAAACGCUUGAAAAUUUAACAGGAGGUUCAUUCAGAGUCUUAUUUUGUAGUAAAAAAAAAGUUUUAUUUAAUGUUUUUUUUUUAAGGAAAUUUUAAUAUUAAAUUCUGAGGAAAAUCGUUUGAGUAUGUGGAACAAAUCUAAUUUAUCAAUUUGUUUUUUUUUUAAACAUAUGUACAUUUCCGAUUUAAACGAUGGAAGAGUCAGAAUUAAGCGGACUGACUAAGUUUCGAAAUUUUAGCUUUUUGAAGUUCUAAUAUGUGGCGGAUAUUAUAUAUUAUGUUAAAUAUUUCUAUACUGUAUCUCUUCAAGCAUAAUUGUUGUGAUGUAAUAAUGGUUAUUUAUGUCUGUUUUCAUCCUCCGAAUUCCGAGUUUAAACCAGUGUUCUGAAAAAAAAUUGUUUACAUUUUUUUUCCCUUUUACCUAAACAAGGAAAAAACAAAUGCAUUUUGGGUGUACCUAGAGACCAAAGUCAUCACUCUCUCGAACUAUUUUAAUCGCAAAAUACUCAUCGAUUUGUUGUGCAAACUUUUCAACCAAUAAUUUCUUUUUGAUUUAAAACGAUAACACUUUUUCUGAAAGGAAAUCUGACUGGGAAGGUACUUUUGAAAAUGUGAAAAACCGGGAAAAAUUUGGGAAAACAAGGAAAAACGGGAAUAUCAGUACAAUAUAAAACAAAUAUUAUUAAAGAAAAUGUUUAAUGCAUAUGCAAUUAUAUUACCAUAAUAUGAUAUGUAUCGUUAUAUUGACAAAACAACCCUAUCAAAUGAACUUUGCUCCGAAUCGGAAACUAUUUGACUAAUACGUUUUUUUCUGGGUGAUUUUAGCAAUUUUUCAGAGCAUUUUUCGAUAAUUUUAUUGGUAUCCAAUACCGAGCCCGAAUAAUAAAUAUUGACCUUCUAUAUCCAGUGUACGUGUAAUUUAAUGUCAUAUAAUUUAGAAUUAAGGAUGACCAACUUGCGGCUCGCGUCUUAUUUACAAAAUCCAAAAUCUAUUUAAUUUUUAUGAAUUUCAAUUUUGUUGGUAUACAUUAUUUAAAUUUUUAUUUUAACCUUGGAGGGACACAUUUAACAUUGCUAACAGAUGUUGCAUGAGUCGGUGAAAAAUGCCAUAUCUUUUAACCAAUAUUAGAAUUUGAAAGUCUAAGAAAACUUUUAUUCGAAAUGUGAAUCGGUAAAAUGUUAUAAAACUUUUAUAAACAAAUGAAGGCGUUUACAACAAAACUCUUCAACAAAGACUAUUUCGAAAACGACAUAAUGCAAUUGGAAUUUGUUGGAUAAUCCAUAAUCUAAUCUGAAACGAAAUUAUAUCGGGCCCGUAGGUAAUUUGAUAUGUUUAUCAGUUAAAACCUAUCCCUAUUACUUUUAUAUUGCGAAUUAAAAAAUUAUAAAUUAGAUCGGAUUAUUUUUCAAAUUAUAAAACGCGUUUAUAAACAUUUUGGCUCUCGGUGUCAUUGUGAUCACGUGGUGGCCACCCCCGGUAUAGACAUGUCUCGAAAUACGAACGAAGCACAUUAAUUUUUACGUUUAGUCGAGUAAUUAAUUUGCACGGGUACAUAAUAAUAAUAAUAAUAAUAAUAAUACGGAUUGAUGUAAUAGUAAUUCGACAUUUUUGUUUCCAGGCGAUUUGUCCAACACUGAUCCGCAAAAUUUCAUUUACGUCGAAUUGAACGCUAUAUUGCAGGCGAACGCGGUUGUCCUCGCGCAAAUGUUUAAGCUACUGAACAAUUCGGCCAAGUUCAAACAUUACAACGAAAUCGGCAACCGUUUUCAGAUCGGAAUCAACGCCGUUAGUGAAAUUUAAUCCAUACAUAACAAUAUUCAUUGUCAUUUUAUUACCCUCGGCUUUACAUUAUGUUUUAAUUCGAUUUAAUAUUGACUCAGUUGCUGUGGAACGAAGAGGAAGGGAUAUGGUUAGACUACGACUUGACCACCAAAUCCAGUCGUAAAUAUUUCUACACGUCCAAUUUCGCGCCGUUGUGGACGGGCAGUUACGAGAGAAAACUCCGAACGUAUUACGGUAAACGGGCGAUGGACUACCUGUUGGUCAACGGAGUAAUCAAUCAAGACGGAACUCCGAAACUCAUUUGUAAGUACCUGCGUGUAUAUGUAAAAUCGGUAACAAUAGUAUACUUUUUUUUUUUUUUUUUUUUAAUUUUUUUAUCGAUGUUUAACAAUAAUAUAAAAUAUCAGGUUAAAAAUAUUUGUUAACGUUGUAUUAUCCACUCGUAUUAUACGUUUCUCAAUGCAUCGGUGUACCACGUUUGCCUAAACGAAGCGCCCGAUGAGACGACGUCCGAUAAAAAAUAUUAAAAUAUUCAUCAAAUUUCGACGACGUUUGAGAACGAGGGUGUGGGGGUCGAUGGAGGAAUAGCGAUUUACGGUCUUUCCAACCAAAGGGUGACUGGCACGGAGUUUUUUGAUUUUUUUCGGAACGAAAAUCGGAGUUUCCUUUUUUUUUUUUUUUUGUUAAUGAUUAACGGGUUAACUCGGGCGACACGGAUGCCAAUAACGGUUACUAUUAUUAUUUAAUGUGGUUGUGGUACACAAACAACGUACACGUUUUAAACGACGAAUUACCGAGCGGCAACGAACAACCGUGAUAGGGAUAAGAGUGGAAACGGCCAGACACGUUAUUUGGACUUAUUUUAUUGAUUUCUGUUUUUAAAACGAUAGAAAUACCCGGGAAAUAUCGCAUUAUUCGGUUAGAUUUAUUCAUAGAGUUUUUUUUUUUUUUUUUAAAUAACUCAGGUAUACCGACGUCGAACGUAAACUCGUCCCAGCAGUGGGACUAUCCGAAUUGCUGGCCUCCGCUCCAAGCCAUGGUGAUACAAGGGCUGGACCGCACCAACUACAAACCCGCGCAGACCGUGGCCAUAAACUUGGCGAAAUCUUGGAUAAACACCAAUUACGUCGGUUACAUCACCAGCGGUACAAUGUUUGAAAAAGUAAAACGAUUUUGAAUUAACGAUAGUACAACUUUUCAUUUCUAGUUUACGCGAGCGAUCAUUUCAUGUAUUAUGUAGAACGAACUUAUUUUUUCGACCGUAAAGCGUUGGACAUGGUAUUCCGAUCAGGUGUAUUAUUUUUUCCUAAAAACAAAUGUCCAGUUUGUGCAUUUCGGAGAUCUUUUUCUGACUUUGAUUUUUAAUUUCCUUAACAAUUAAGAACGUUCGGGAAAAAAACGUUAAGGAAAAACGGGACAAUUUACAAUAAUUUAAUCAUCAAUUUAAUUCGGUUAGAAAUAAUCUCAGAUAUCUGUAAUUCUUAAAAAAUUUACUUAUGUUCGCGUUUUUUAAAAGUGAUAACAUUUUCUAACUUUUCUGGAUAAUUUUUUGCAAAUAUUUAUAGGCUUUUCACUUUUUUUAAUGGUGAUUAAGUUUUUAUUUGGUUUUAUAUGAAUAACAUUGUUUUGACCGAGCAAUUGACCUAACCGAGCAAUUCAACAAGAGGUUAUACGUGUUGGUAAAAACAAAUAAAGAAUUUUAAUUGAGCGUCGUUUUUUUACGAAAUGUUUUAAGUUCCAAUUUUGACGAAAAUCGUAAAAUACAUUUGAAAACAUAUUAAAUUGGACUUUUUUUUUUAACUUUUAUUUCUGUUUACAGUACAGUGCCCUGGAAGUCGGUACGACCGGCGGCGGUGGCGAAUAUACACCGCAAACCGGAUUCGGGUGGACGAACGGAAUAGUGUUCGAGCUGUUCAGGAGAUGGGGACAUAUAUUCCGAUCUACUUAA